Messenger RNA from Mucor mucedo, 1689 nucleotides. RefSeq lists its product as uncharacterized. The record is from RefSeq and is a predicted model, not a curated record. Lineage: Eukaryota; Fungi; Mucoromycota; Mucoromycetes; Mucorales; Mucoraceae. The coding region runs from base 49 to 1659 and encodes 536 amino acids. Gene Ontology annotation, molecular function: protein binding. The transcript has 9 exons.
AAAAAAAAGAAAAAGAAAAACAAAAUCGAAAAAUCGUACACAUUUGCCAUGAGGAUUUUUGUCUUCGCAGCUACAACUUUUAUCGUUACAUUUUUAAACUAUGUGAAUGGUCAAAUUGUUCUUAAAGCGAGAUCAAAUGCAGCUUGUGCAUACCUAAUCGGCAAACUAUAUUGUUACGGGGGAUCACCAGCCGAUUCGGAUAAAGAUAUCGAUUAUUUAAGCAUGCUCGAUAUAUCAUCCUAUGCCGGAAGUACAGCAGCAGACUUGGAAAAUAAAUGGGUGACAGUCAAUACAGCACAAACUGAUAUUGGUAUGAAUCAUCGAACCAAUCAGCAGUCUAUGCAACUUGCAGAUGGAAAGACUUUAUUGAUAAGUGGUGGAUAUACCGUUUACACUAAACCGGCCUUAAAAGAUCAAACAAUCGCUUUUAACGCAGAAACGCUUUCUUGGGAGGUAUAUCCUAAUUAUGAGGAAGCACCAUUUGGAAACAGACAAAUCUUCCGGUCAUCUUCUGUUUAUGUUCCUGGAUAUGGAGUCGGAUUUUAUGGUGGUAUCGAAACUGGAUAUAAUGAUAGUUGGUCUUACCCACCAGUAAGCAAUUUAUCUGGAUUUGAAGAUCCAAGUAUCAAAAGAAGAAACAUCGGCUAUACUGGAUUGACCUUCUUUGAUAUUACAAACACUUUAAAUCCCUGGUCUGCGUACCCCAUUCAAAACAAUAAGCCUUAUGGAUUUUCAUAUCAUCAAGAGUCUAUAUUUGAUUUUAAAACUAAUCGCAUUUUCUACUUUGGCGGUACACUGAAUGACGGCUUGGACAGUACUGAUCCGGAUAUAUCUUUUGCAAGUUCAAUAACAUUUGAUUUUGCAAAGGGUGAAUGGGGCUCCCAACUCUUAAACGGACAAGGACCAACACCAAGAUUUGGUCAUACGGCUACACUAUUGGAAAAUGAUCAGCGUUAUGUUCUAAUAUAUGGAGGUCAAAGUUUAGGCAGUACAACAAAAGUUUUACCCGAUUAUUGUCACACAUUGGAUCUUGAAACGUAUCAAUGGAAUCAGCAAAAUAUUUCAGCUCCAGCUGAUGUAGAACUUGUCAGAUCACAGCAUUCAGCCGUGCCUACAAAUAAUAACACUGUUUUUAUUAUUUUUGGAAUAGUCGAUAAAACAAUGAAAGCAACGCUUUCAUUAUUAAUGUUGAAUGUUACAGAUCCUUUAAAUAUUACGUUAAACGAAAAGUAUGAAAAGCUUGCGGAGAUCCCAGAAUUCUCUCAAGAAAUUCACGAAAUAAAACCAGGUUCUCAGGAGAAAACUAUUGGUAUCGCCGUUGGUGUUACAGUGGCAGGAUUGAUUGCUAUUGGUUGUGUAAUUUUCUGGAUCAUCAGAAAAAGAAAGCUUUCGAAGAAAAAGGAGGAAUACAUGAUGGAAGUUAAUUGGGAUGAGAUUGAACAGAAAUAUACUGGCAAUAAUUUGCAACCCGUUGGUUAUAUACCUCAUUCAGAUGAAAGUAACACAUUGACAAAUGAAAUUUUAGUACCGGAUGUCGUAUCUCCUAUUCUGAUUGCACAAAAGGAUUCAAAGCUGCAGCGUCCCGAUGUUAUUGAAAAGGCAGAAUCAUCUGGUUCUACAAACAGAGAUCAAACAAUAGAAAAACCUGAUGGCGCCUAAUUCUUUUACUCUUAAUACUUAAUAGUAAAC